Molecule: messenger RNA, 1299 nt
Organism: Diplodia corticola
Lineage: Eukaryota; Fungi; Ascomycota; Dothideomycetes; Botryosphaeriales; Botryosphaeriaceae
Product: mitochondrial inheritance component mdm12
Exons: 1
Coding region: 1-1299 (432 amino acids)
Biological process (GO): mitochondrion organization; phospholipid transport
Cellular component (GO): ERMES complex
Molecular function (GO): lipid binding
Source: RefSeq, a predicted model, not a curated record
AUGUCGAUCGACAUCCACUGGGACACGCUCAUCGGUGGCCCUGACGGGCAGGCUUCAGCCGAGGCGGUGCGCAGCUUCAUCCACGAACGCUUUCAGCAGGUCACCCUCCCGCGCUUCAUCCGCUCCGUCAAGGUCCACUCGUUCGACUUCGGCAGCGUUGCGCCGGAGAUUGAGAUAAAGGACAUCUGCGACCCAUUGCCUGACUUCUACGAGGAGGAGGAGGAGGAGGAGGACGAGGACAACGACGACGAAGACGACGGCGGCGACGACGACGAUGUCGCGCCCGACAAUGGCACCACCGACCCCCCCAUGACCGAGGCGGCGGGCGGCGACGCGGCAAAAGCGUUGCGGGAGCGCAAGCAGCGGCCGAGGGACGAGAAGGCCCAAGACGAACCGCGAUGGAACCAUGCGCGCCCGCCACCCGUGGAUCCGCGCCUCACGGGGCUACGCAGUGGACUGGCCCUCGGCGAGCAACUGGGCAACUCGCUCUCCCGGGAGCCCACACCUGGCAUUCCGGGUGGCACUUCGAACAUGAGCUACUUCCACCUCCCUCUCGGUGCCGGUCUCUCAGGUACCACUACCCCCUUCGCCGCCGUUGCCGGUGCACAGUUUCAGAACGGAUGGCAUGACUAUCAUCAUGCGGACAGACCGCAUACACCGCGCGACCACUCGGCAUCAAUUAGCUCCAAUACGCCAUCGACGGCGGAUCUGGAUUCGCGCCCGCAAAGUCAGCACGACCGCAAGUCUAGCUCCGACGUCAACGAACACCCAAAGCAGCGGCGCGACAGUGACAAGUCGUCUCCGUCACCAACGACGCGCUUGCAAGAGGCUAGCCCGGAAGAUCUCCAGGUCGUUGCGCAUGUGCGUUACUCAGGCGACAUCAAAAUGGUGCUCACUGCGGAAAUCCUGCUUGACUACCCCAUGCCAAGCUUUGUCGGCAUACCACUCAAGCUCACCGUCACCGGCCUGACGUUUGACGGAGUCGCGAUCCUGGCCUACAUCAAGAAGCGAGCGCACUUCUGCUUCUUAUCUCCCGAAGAUGCAGAGGCCCUGAUUGGUGCAGAGGCUAAGCAGGACAGCCUGGCUGACGAUCAUGCAUCGGCCAAUCAACGCGCGCAGCGGACGGCACCCGGCGGGCUUUUCGAAGAGAUCAAAGUAGAAAGCGAAAUAGGCCAGAAAGAGCAAGGAAAGCAGGUGCUCAAGAACGUGGGCAAAGUCGAGAAGUUCAUCUUGGACCAAGUGCGUCGCAUCUUCGAGGAUGAAUUUGUCUACCCAAGCUUUUGGACGUUCCUUGUCUGA